AUGAGCAUGGUGGAGAUGCUGAAAAAGAUCAUGGCUGAUCAAGCCCAGUUAGCUGCUGAUGUAAGGAAUAAGCAGUUGGCUACACAAAAUCUGGAGAAGCAAUUCGGGCAGUUUGCUAGUGCCCAAAACUUACGACCCCAAGGAGGUUUGCCGAGAAAUACUGAUCCCAAUCCUAAGCAGGGAGAAAUUGUUGCACAAGAAGAAAAAGUGCCACCAAUUGUGAAACCACCUCCUCCAUUUCCUCUGAAGUUCAAGAAACAGAAGGAGGAUGAAUGUUUUGGUAAGUUUCUCUCUCUUUUGAAACAAGUUCACAUUAACUUGCCAUUGGUAGAUGUUUUGCAGGGUCUACCCAGGUAUGGGAAAUAUAUGAAGGAGAUUGUGGCAAAUAAAUGGAGGCUGACAGAGUAUGAGACUGUUGCACUUACUGAAGAGUGCAGCUCCAGAAUCCAAAAUAAGUUGCCCACUAAACUGAAAGAUCCGGGUAGCUUUACAGUUCAGAUCACUAUAGGGCAGAGCAUUCAUGAGCGAGGCUUGUGUGAUCUAGGAGCUAGUAUAAAUUUGAUGCCGACAUCUUUGUACAUAAAGCUGGGGUUGGGUAGUCCUAAACUUACUACCAUUAUCUUACAGUUGGCUGAUAGAUUUGUAGCUAUGCCUGAGGGUGCUGUAGAGGAUGUGUUAGUGCAAGUGGGAUCAUUGAUUUUCCCAGUAGAUUUUGUUGUGCUGAAUUUUGAGCCUGAUCCUGAGGUCCCAUUCAUUUUAGAAAGACCUUUCUUAGCGACUGGGCGGGCUAUGAUAGAUGUAUCAGCUGGGCAACUUACUAUGCGAGCACAUGAUAAAGUGGAGGUGUUUGACGUGCAUAAAACAUUAAAGCUGCCAGUUGUGUAUGAGGAGUUGUCUGCCAUAACUAUUAUAGAUCUUGAGGCAGAAGCUUGCUACAUUGCAUCUAAGGACCCUCUAGAGCGAGUGUUAGUGGGGGAUGAUAUUUAUGGGGAUGCUGAGGUACAUGAAAUUGUGCAAUAUCUUGAUGUGGCACUUGUAGGUACAUCUGGAUAUCGAUGGGAGCCUCUAAAUAGGGUGUUGGGUCCUCCACCCAAGCCCUCCAUUGAAGAAACACCCAAGUUGGAGUUAAAAGCAUUGCCAGCCCACCUUAGGUAUACAUUUUUGGGUGAAGAUAAAACUUUACCGGUUAUUUUGUCUGCAGCAUUAUCUGAUGAACAGAUGGAAGCAUGA
This is a messenger RNA of Solanum tuberosum (potato), 1230 nucleotides long. RefSeq lists its product as uncharacterized. The record is from RefSeq and is a predicted model, not a curated record. The transcript has 2 exons. Bases 1 to 1230 code for a protein of 409 amino acids. NCBI's taxonomy places the organism in Eukaryota, Viridiplantae, Streptophyta, Magnoliopsida, Solanales, Solanaceae.